AAUUUUAAUUCAAUCCUCGAAGCAACAGGUUGUGCAGCAGCUUUUCCAUUUAAUCUGUUACUAAAGUCUGUUUAAGUGUACAAUUAAUCAAAAGUCAAUACAAAAUGGUCAACACCAAGUUCUUAACGUUCAACAAUGGAGAGAAGAUGCCCGUGAUUGGCAUCGGCACCUGGCAGGCAUCUGAUGAGGAAAUCGAAACCGCCAUCGACGCGGCUUUGGAAGCUGGGUAUCGCCACAUAGACACGGCGCCAGUCUACGGCAAUGAGAAGGCCAUCGGAAGAGUCCUCAAGCGUUGGCUGGACGCCGGCAAGGUCAAGCGGGAGGAGCUGUUCAUUGUGACCAAGGUGCCACCCGUUUCCAACCGACCCCACGAAGUUGAGCCAACAAUCAAAAAAUCGCUGGAAGAUCUGCAACUGGAUUAUGUGGACUUGUAUUUGGUGCACACUCCCUUCACAAUUAAUAUCAACGAGGAUGGAAGUUUCAAGGUCGACAAGGAUGGCCUGAUGGAGGUUGACGUUACCACGAACCACGCAGCCAUCUGGGUUGCUAUGGAGGCCCUGGUGGAGAAGGGUCUCACCAAGUCCAUUGGCGUAUCCAACUUCAGCAAGGAUCAGGUGGCCCGUCUGUUGAAGAACUGCAAGAUCCGGCCGGCCAACAACCAGAUCGAGCACCACGUUUACUUGCAGCAGAGAGAUCUGGUCGACUUCUGCAAGUCCGAGAACAUUACCGUAACCGCCUACUCCCCGCUAGGAUCCAAGGGAAUCGCCAAGUUUAAUGCUGGAGCGGGCAUCGUGAGGAAUCUGCCGGACCUGAUGGACAUCCCUGAGGUGAAGGAGAUUGCCGCCAGCCAUGGCAAGACGCCAGCGCAGGUCCUGCUCCGCUGGAUUAUCGACACCGGUGUAUCCGCCAUUCCCAAGAGCACGAAUCCCGCCCGCCUUAAGCAGAAUCUAGACGUCUUCGAUUUCGAACUGACGGCCGAGGAGGUGGCCAAGUUGUCCAGCCUGGACCAGAAUAUUCGAAUCUGUGACUUUGCAUUCUUCCAUGGUGUGGAAAGGCAUCCUGAGUUUACCUUCAAGAAUCAGUACACGAACUAAACGGCAUAGUUAUAUAAAAGCAAUUCAAAUUUACGCAGUAAAUUCUUUUCUAAAACAUUACUUUGUGUCGAAAGUAUAGGAAAGCAACCAUUUAUUUUGUAAAAGUUAUAAAAAAGUAAUUACUCGCAUUUUGGUCAUUAUACACACAUAAAA
Drosophila mauritiana is the source of this 1247-nucleotide messenger RNA. RefSeq names its product aldo-keto reductase family 1 member A1. Gene Ontology annotation, molecular function: aldose reductase (NADPH) activity. Bases 105 to 1094 code for a protein of 329 amino acids. The transcript is spliced from 5 exons. The record is from RefSeq and is a predicted model, not a curated record. Gene Ontology annotation, cellular component: cytosol. NCBI's taxonomy places the organism in Eukaryota, Metazoa, Arthropoda, Insecta, Diptera, Drosophilidae.